Molecule: messenger RNA, 1098 nt
Organism: Trichogramma pretiosum
Lineage: Eukaryota; Metazoa; Arthropoda; Insecta; Hymenoptera; Trichogrammatidae
Product: NADH-quinone oxidoreductase subunit B 2-like
Exons: 4
Coding region: 118-780 (220 amino acids)
Biological process (GO): aerobic respiration; mitochondrial respiratory chain complex I assembly; electron transport coupled proton transport
Molecular function (GO): 4 iron, 4 sulfur cluster binding; quinone binding; NADH dehydrogenase (ubiquinone) activity
Source: RefSeq, a predicted model, not a curated record
CACUUGCGCGAAUGCUCUAAAAUCCGAGGUGAGCUCGGCUGACGUCUGAAACUUGCCAAACUCGGAUACGACACUUUGCCCCCGGGGAGACGUCGUCGUUUGUUUUUCACCCCCAAAAUGUUGCGCUCUUUAUUGUCGAAUCACACCUUUGGGCAAAUCGUGUCUCAGGUGACAAAAAACAACAAUGUCGCUGUUUUGUCGGCUCAAAGUCCUCUGCUCCAGCAGUGUAAAUCGAUGGCAACUGUGCCACAAACAAAAUCUUCUGCUGAUGGACCCAGAGAACCCAUGAGUCCUUUUCAAAACUCUAGCAAUGCAGUAGAAUAUGCUCUUGCUAGAUUAGAUGAUUUACUCAAUUGGGGAAGAAGAUGUUCCAUGUGGCCACUGACUUUUGGUCUUGCAUGUUGUGCUGUAGAGAUGAUGCACAUCGCUGCUCCUCGUUAUGACAUGGACAGGUUUGGUGUUGUAUUCAGAGCAUCACCUAGACACGCUGAUGUAAUUAUAGUUGCUGGUACAGUUACAAAUAAAAUGGCACCCGCCUUGAGAAAAGUGUUUGACCAAAUGCCUGACCCAAAAUGGGUAAUCUCUAUGGGCAGUUGUGCCAAUGGUGGUGGUUAUUAUCAUUACAGUUAUUCAGUUGUUAGGGGCUGUGACAGAAUUAUUCCUGUGGACAUUUAUGUACCAGGUUGUCCACCAACCGCUGAAGCUCUUCUAUAUGGAAUUUUACAGCUGCAAAAGAAAGUGAAGAGAAUGCAAACGACCCAAGUUUGGUACAGGAAGUAAAGCAUUAUUGUUUUAAUUGUAAACUAAGUAGUCUUGUUAUGAGAAUUUUUACUCUGUAAAAAGUACGUCAGACAUAUAUAAUUAAAUUAUAAAAAUUGAGGUAGCCCAAUCAUGUUUCUAGCUCCAUUUCCAUAAUAAUUCUGUUAUUUUCAGAAAUUUUAAUAGUUUAAAUAAAAAAAUUGGAUUAAAUUAUUUCAUGUACUGUUUUGCUUUAUUUUUUAACAAAAUCUAGGCUCUGAUUAUACCAAUAAUGUUGUAAAUGAUAUUAAUCUAAUUAUACAAGAAAUGAAGAAAAUAAAAUCUAUAAAAAAAUGAGAA